Lottia gigantea (owl limpet) is the source of this 471-nucleotide messenger RNA. RefSeq lists its product as hypothetical. Gene Ontology annotation, molecular function: structural constituent of ribosome. The record is from RefSeq and is a predicted model, not a curated record. NCBI's taxonomy places the organism in Eukaryota, Metazoa, Mollusca, Gastropoda, Lottiidae. The annotation marks the transcript as partial. Gene Ontology annotation, biological process: translation. Gene Ontology annotation, cellular component: ribosome; mitochondrial large ribosomal subunit. The transcript has 4 exons.
AGAAUUCCGUAUAAUGUGCGACCAAGAAGAAUGGCCCGAGUGGACGGAAGGUGUGGGGGUCGGGAAAAACGAAUUGUUGCAUUGCAAAGAUUGGUGACAGCGUUAUUCCGGUAUGAACGGAUUGAGUCGGUGUAUCAACAUUGUGAUGAGACACGAGGUUAUGCAGAAAGGCUGAUUUCUCUUGCUAUAAGAAAUGGUAACAAACACAGAGAAACCAUGGAAACAGCAGACUUUUGGCUUUUGGAAAAAGAUCUAAUCCCCAAACUAUUUGAAGUUUUGGUUCCACGCUACAUGAAUUAUUCCAGCGCUUACACCCAAAUCUACAGACUUCCCUCUGUUUAUCCUGGUGAUGGGAAAGAACUGGGACUGAUUGAAUUGAAAGGUAACCCCUGGCCUGACGUAAAACACAAAAGGCGUGAUAAAAGCAAUUUAUUAACCAAUAUUCUGCUGAACCAAGUGAAACAGGAGUAU